Molecule: messenger RNA, 1206 nt
Organism: Solenopsis invicta (red fire ant)
Lineage: Eukaryota; Metazoa; Arthropoda; Insecta; Hymenoptera; Formicidae
Exons: 2
Coding region: 1-1206 (401 amino acids)
Source: RefSeq, a predicted model, not a curated record
AUGCUGGUUGCAAGCAACGACCAGAAGAAAUUAGAGGAAAUUACAGAAAAGUUGAGUGAAACCUUUGAGAUGAAGAAUCUUGGAGAACCCAAGACUUUUCUGGGAAUAACAAUAGAGCGAAACAAAGAAGAAAGAUAUAUGAGCAUUCAUCAGACGCAAUAUACUGAGAGAGUACUUGAAAAGUUUCAUAUGAAUGAAUGCAAGCCUCAGAGUACUCCUAUGGUCACUAGAAGGCAGAGCAACAAAAAGAGUAAAUUAGAAGAAAAGAAUUCUGAAAAAGAAGCUACAAGAGUACCCUAUAGAGAGGCGAUAGGAAGUUUAAUGUAUCUGGCUAAUGCUACACGAUCUGACAUAGCUUUUGCAGUAAAUUAUUUGGCGAGAAAACAGUUAGAGCCUACAGAAGAAGACUGGCAAGAUAUGAAAAGAGUCUUCAGAUAUCUUAGAGGAACUGCAAAUCGAGGAUUAACAUUUAGAGGUAAAACAGACGAGUUAGAGUCAUUGACAGAUGCUAGUUUUAGAGAUUGCAUUGAUUCUACAUCCACUGGAGGAUAUAUAAUCAAACUGUAUGGAGAUGUGAUAGCAUGGAGAAGCUAUAAGCAGAAUUAUGUUACACUCUCUACUUGUCAAGCAGAAUAUCUAGCGAUGAGCGAGGCCUGUCAAGAAGUAAUCUCGUUGGACAAAUCACUCAGAUAUGUUGUUGGAAGAACAUUCUUGCCUGUAACAAUCUGGUGUGACAAUAGAGCAGCGGGAAACUGCACUAAGAAGGAUGGAAGUCACAAACUUAAAACGUUUGAUGACGACUUAGAUGAAAUACAUAGAGAUUUGAGAGAAAGAGAAGAGACUGGAAACAGAAAACAUAUGGCUGACACUCAUGGAGAUUUUGUCAAACAGUGUGUUGACCAAGGGAAGGUGAAAGUCGAAUGGGUCGAGACCAAAGAGAAUUUGGCAGACAUAAUGACAAAACCUUUGCCUUUAGAAGCAUUAGCGUAUCUAAGAGACAAGAUAAUGAAUAUAGAGACUAGAGUCAGAGAAGUGCCGCGGAUCGCUCGCACAAAGGGAGGGAGUGUUGAGAGCAGAGCUUUGAACGAGCGAUGCGCUCCCGCCAUUAGAGAUGGCAGCUGCGAUGGCAUGUGUGCCGAGCGCCUCUCGUGCGUAUCUCUCGAUGCGCCUGAACGUGAGCAACCGUCGUGUGUUCACUUCUUCUGA